AUAGGGCUGAAAGAUAUAUUUUUAUAUUAUCUAUAUGAAUAUUACACUAUGCAUAAUUAAAGACCUCGAUAACGAGAUAAAAUGUUUUGUUAUUGUAAAUAUUAACAGUUAUUUUAAUGUAUAAUGAAAAUUUUAAUUUUUUGAAUCUGUUUAUGCGUAAUUAUGAGAUUUAAUAGUAAAGAACUGAUCCAUGUUAGCCAUUCAAAUCCAAUUUUAGAAGGAAGAAUGUCUUAUGCUAAAUUAUCAAAUGGCUAUCCGUCAAAAGGAUUUAAAGAAAGAUGGUUCAAACUGAAGUAUAAUCUUUUAUUUUAUUUUAAAAUAAACUGUGUUGGACAUGCAGUAUUAAAUCAGCCAGCUGGUGUUUUUGUAUUAGAAAAUUCUGUAGUAAGACCUGAAAACAAUAUACCUGGUACAUUUUUUUCAUUUUCAUUAUCAUUCAAAGAUGAACCUGAUAAAAAAUAUAUAAUUUCAAGCCAGUCAGAAGAUCAUGUUCAAAACUGGAUUAAUUGUAUUCAAAGUGCUACGUAUGAAUACAUGAGAACUCAAUUAUCGACAUUACAAAAUAAAAUUUUAAUCUUGUCAGGAAAAGAUCCCUUAUUAUUAUAUCCUGAAGAUAGCAAAAAAAUCAAUCAAAGUAACACAAACGAAUUUGUUUAUAAAAAUUUAAAACCAGCUCCACGUCCUCCCCCUAGACAUAAAUCUGAGAGUGUAAAUUCAAAUACUGUUAACUUGAUUGAACUGUAAAUUUUUAUGUAUAGAUAUAAUUUAAUGUGUAUAUAUAAUAUUUUUUUAGAUGUAAUUGAUGUAAUGUUAACCAUACAAUUUAUUUUUAAAGGAAUCCAAAGAUAUUUUUGUAAUUAUUUUGAUUGUAAAUGUUUAUUUUGUUAAAUAACUAUUAAAUUAAUUCUAUUAUAAAUUGAAAAGAAAAAUUAUAUAUUUAAAUUUAACUAAAGUUUUAUCUAUUCACUUAAAAAUUUUGUAUUAUAUUAUACAAUAAAAUUUAACUUAUGUUUCAUUGAUA
This is a messenger RNA of Daktulosphaira vitifoliae (grape phylloxera), 1021 nucleotides long. Its product is annotated as pleckstrin homology domain-containing family J member 1-like. NCBI's taxonomy places the organism in Eukaryota, Metazoa, Arthropoda, Insecta, Hemiptera, Phylloxeridae. The record is from RefSeq and is a predicted model, not a curated record. Bases 163 to 744 code for a protein of 193 amino acids. Gene Ontology annotation, biological process: receptor recycling; retrograde transport, endosome to Golgi; endosome organization. The transcript has 6 exons. Gene Ontology annotation, cellular component: trans-Golgi network; early endosome; recycling endosome.